Molecule: messenger RNA, 914 nt
Organism: Saprolegnia parasitica CBS 223.65
Lineage: Eukaryota; Oomycota; Saprolegniomycetes; Saprolegniales; Saprolegniaceae
Exons: 3
Coding region: 27-890 (287 amino acids)
Biological process (GO): rRNA processing
Cellular component (GO): Mpp10 complex; nucleolus; small-subunit processome
Molecular function (GO): snoRNA binding; rRNA primary transcript binding
Source: RefSeq, a predicted model, not a curated record
UGCUUAACAAGACGACCGUAGCAAGCAUGUCCGUCCGCCGCAACGUGCGCAUGCGCCGCGAGUACCUCUACCGCAAGGGUCUCGAGGGCCAGGAGCGCGCCCAGUAUGAGCGCAAGGUGCAGCUCAAGAAGGCCAUCGAGGGCGGCAAGGCCAUCCCGACCGAGCUCCGCAGCGUCGAGGAAGACCUGCGCAAGGAGCUCGAGUUCGACGAUGACAAGCACAUUGUGCCCAAGUCGCACAUUGACGACGAGUACCAGAACGCGGGCAUGUUUGACCCGAAGAUCGCGAUCACGACGUCGCGCGACCCAAGCGCGCGCCUCAAAAAGUUUGCGCAGGAAGUCCGCCUCAUCUUUCCCAACGCUGUGCGCCUCAACCGCGGUGCGCACACGAUCGGCGACCUUGUCGAGUCGGCGCGCGCCAACGAGUUUACGGAUCUGGUCAUGAUUACCGAGACGCGCGGCGAGCCGGAUGGUCUGGUCGUCUGCCACUUGCCGUACGGCCCGACUGCGUACUUUUCGCUCCAGAACGUCGUCAUGCGCCACGACAUUGAGGACCGCGCGACGGUCUCGGAGGCAUACCCGCACAUCAUCCUCGACAAGUUCAACACGUCCAUGGGUCAACGCGUGGGCAACAUUUUGAAAUAUUUAUUUCCCGUGCCCAAACCCGACUCGAAGCGCGUGAUUACGUUCUCCAACACGGACGACUUUCUCUCGUUCCGACACCACGUGUUCAAGAAGACGGGCCGCGAGGUCGAACUCCAAGAGUGCGGUCCUCGCUUCGAGUUGCAGCUCUACCAGAUCAAGCUUGGUACGCUCGAGCAAAAGGAGGCCGAGAACGAAUGGGUCCUGCGCCCGUACAUGAACACGGCCAAGAAGCGCCGUGUCAUUUAGAUGGGCUGGAUUUCGCCCCCUUGC